This is a messenger RNA of Schizophyllum commune H4-8, 4035 nucleotides long. RefSeq lists its product as uncharacterized. Bases 11 to 3826 code for a protein of 1271 amino acids. The record is from RefSeq and is a predicted model, not a curated record. Lineage: Eukaryota; Fungi; Basidiomycota; Agaricomycetes; Agaricales; Schizophyllaceae. The transcript is spliced from 3 exons. Gene Ontology annotation, molecular function: protein binding.
GUCAGUGUCCAUGGUCGAGCCUGUCGCGCUCGCCUUCAACUCCCUCAAUGCGCGCCUCACACACGCCCUCCCCGGCAUUGCUGCUGCCAAACUCGUCGCGCGCCCGCUGAGGCCGGCGCUCCCCGCCGAUUUCUUCAAUCCGCGGCCGCGCAGUGUGAAGGGCAAGGAGCGCGCCUUAGACCCGGGCCUCACGCUCAAUGACUGGCCUGCAUGGCAGUGCCAGGAGUGGUUGUGCUCGCCCCACGUGUGGUGCAACAUCCACCACCGCGCCGAGCUCAUGGAGGAGCUCCGCCCCACCCGCGGCCGCUCACGCAGGGUACCCCGCACUAUCCCCUCCCCUCGGACGAACUCGGCUGGGCGUGUGUUCGUCGCCAGCCAGAAGCGGCACGUCUCACAUAGCUCGGAGGCGCUUCAGGAGGAGGAGGGCCGCCCGCCAGAUUACCACCCGCCCUACGAGACAUCGACACAUAGUCGAAGACGAGAGUCGUGGGCGUCCCAUCUUUUUCCUGCUGCUGCCGCACCCGAGCGGAGACAAGAGCUGUCAUCCGCCGUUCCGCAGGCGCUGCUACACACCUCCCACGAAGAGGCGCCUUCGUCUGCAGCGGAAGAGGAGCAAUCGCCUUCAUCAGUUGCUCCUGAAUAUGAACAUUCGCACACACCCAUAACCCUUGACACUCUCUUUCCCCCUUACGAACCCGAGCAUCUUCGCCCCGUCAAACGGCCACGGCUAGAUCCCAAGUCGUCGCCAUCCCCUGUCAUCGCCCUUCACCGGCUCAGGAACUUGAUCAAUGGUCCUACCGCCGACAUCCUCGGCGAGGAAGUACAAACUCUGCUUACGUGCCUGCGCGAUGGCAGUCAUCUGGAACCACACGAAGUCUUAAUGCUUUCUUCCAAGAUGUUGCGCAAAACCCAGGCCUGGCACGACAGCAAGCAGGGCUGGAAUCGGCAGCGUCAAUUCGGCGAAGUCCUCGUCUCGAUCCUGGAACCCCUUCGCGGGCGGUUUGCACCCUCGUCGAUCUUCGAUUAUCAGCAUCACUGCAUGCUCAGCGAGGCCUUGUCAUUGUGUGGGCGCUUAGCGGAGGCUGCAACCAUUCUUCGGUCAAUUGCCACGAUGCACGGACACUCACGGCAGAAUGCUCGAGUGCUUCAAGCUUACGAAAGCCUCGUCCUGGCUGCCAACCGGUACUACGACGCCGCUCGCGUCCUCGACUACGUGGUCCUUGAAUGGAACCUGCUGGGUGCGCAUGUGCUACGGCGGACGUUCGGGGGACAUUCCAGCAAGGCGCUUCGGAAUACGGUCUUCGGCAUCCUUUACAAGGUGGAGAAUCCGGCCCAGAUCCUCGAUAAUCGGCCAGGAUGGACCCAGGAGCAGCGCGCGCACGCCGCCGCGACACUACUGGAGGUCUGCCUUCGACACGAACUGCCACAGGACGCUUUGGACAUCUUCGAGUACAUGGAACGCGAGCACAUCGACAUUUCACUACAUGCGCGGUCCCGACUCAUCCGGUUGCUGGCUAGGGAAAGCAUGGAUGCGGCAGCGAACAGGGUCAACGAUUCUACGCCGAACCUCGAACGCCGGUCGCGUGCCAAGGUCAACCUUUUCAUCGCUAGCCACCGAGGGGAUACCCUAGUCGCUGAAGGUUACUACCGUCGCCUCAUUCGCGCACGCGCCGUUCAGCCAUUCGACACUGCCAUGUACAUGCUCUCGUACGCCGUUCACGGAGCUGGCACGCAGACGGCCAGGCUCUUCUCUCAGCACUUCGCAUGGGAAGGCAGGAGCUGGCGCCACCAUCGUGUUCGCCCCAGCUAUCUGCACUACUCCCUCGUCAUCCAGGCCUACACACGCGCUGGUGACCGCGCUGCCGCCAAGCGUUGGGUUGAGAUGAUGCGCAACGAUGGGUACAUGCCCUCCGUCGAUAUCUAUGCGAUGGUGCUACAGAUGCACGCGCGGCGUGGGGAUCAUAAGGCGCUGCAGCGCGUCAUGCGGCAGAUGGAGAGGUCUGACAUCGUGCUGACCGCGGCGCCGUACACCUCCGUCAUCAAUCUCCUGGCCAAGCAACGUGACAUCGACGGCGCGGAGCACAUCUUCGACCGCGCGCUCCGACAUGGCGUCAAGCCUGACCGCCGCAUGCUGCGCGCGCUCAUGGACACGUACGCCGAGGGCGGGAACUGGCAAGGCCUCGUCCGCGCCUUCGACUUCGCGUCCAAGAACCCCGAGCGGCAGCUCCGCCUCUCCAUCGAGCUCUACAACCAGCUGUUCAAGGGCUACCUCCGCAUGGGCGCGCCCUUCCGCCUCGUCUCGCGCCUCUUCCUGCGCCUGCGCGAGCUCGGUGUGCGCCCGAACCAGUACACGUACGCGCUGGUGAUGCAAUCGGCGGUCGACGCGGGGAAGAUGCGCGUGGCGGACGAGCUGUACGUGGAGAUGAAGCGCUUGGGGGAGACGGAUCAGGAUCUGCGGCCGAAUGAGUAUGUGGUGAGCAUACUGCUCAUCGGCUUCUUGCGCCGGCGGAUGUAUGCGCGGGCGAUGCAGGUGUUGCGCGAGGCGAAGGAACAGCGGAUCCCGUUGCGUCCGGCGGCGUAUGUCGCGCUGGUGCGCAUGCAUGCAUACAAGCGCACGCCUGGGGGCAGGACGCACGCUCUGGAGUUCGCGCAUGAUCUGGUUCGCUCGAUCCUGGAUUCGCCCAAUCCCGCCAUGCGACGCGCACUCGAUGAGCGUCCGGUCAAUGGCAUGACCGUCGUCGAACGGCUCUACUUCCCGCUUCUGCGCGCCCUUGCCAAGCAGCGGCGGCCGGAGGCGGUCGAGGAGCUCGUCGAGGAAAUUCAGGCGCGCGGCGUCAGGCCGUCCAUUCCGACUCUCACUGUGCAGCUCGACGCCUAUCGCCGGACCUACAGGCUGGACGACGCCACCGCUCUCUGGCAGCGUAUCUUCAGGAAGGGCGUGAGGAUCAUGCGCCCAAGCGUGCUCUUUGCUGGAGAGGAGGGUGCCGAUGCCAAGCGGGACACUCAGGUGCUCUGCCCUGCGCUUUCAAUCUACGUCGACGCCCUUUCUGCCGCUGGACAACACGAAGCGAUCCCGAGCGUGUGGCAGGCAUGCGCGGAUGCAGGUGUUGAGCUCGAUGGGCAUAACUGGAAUCAGCUUGCCAUUGCCCUGCUGCGUGCCGGUCAGGUUACGCGCGCGUUCGAGCUCGUGGAGAAGGUGCUCAUCCCGAUGGGCCAGCGCAGUGUGACAUAUCGUGCAUCCCGCGACGCCGAGCCAGAGACCCCGCUAGCGGCUUCGACUGCUCCACCAAUGGACCCGCCUCUGGAUCGCGCGACGAGGCGUGCGUACAUGCAGCGCAGGCUCAAGCGCCCUGCAAGGCGGUUGUUCCAGGAUGUCCCCAGCGGCGCGCUCGCCAAGGACGCCGCGGGCGCGAUGCAUGUCUUGCAGCAGGUCGCGCCGGCCUUCAGCUCAUACCGACCGCACCGUGCGCUCGUCCGCCUGCUAAAGCUCGCCUAUCACCGUUUGCGCGCCCGUGCGCCCGCAGAGGUCAUCGGCCCACGUCCCGCCCCCGAGCCCGAACGGCGCAUCGCCUACGAGCGCUCGACAUACAUCCAGUCGGCUUUCCUGCCCCGUCUAGCCCCAGAGGAGCAGGUCAUGGCCAAGGAGGAAGCGGAGGAGGUCAGGCGGCAGAUCGAGUCGCGGUACCCGGGUGCGGUGGCGCUAGUGAAACAGGAGGAGGUUAAUGAGAAGGCGAGGAGAAGAGUGGUGGGGCGGAAGGUGAAGGCGAAGAGGAGGUUACUGCAGAGGGAGAUCCAGAGGAUGAGGAAGAUGAGAACGGCGGUGUAGUCGGAUAUGAGUAUCUUGCAUUUAUUACCAAGCAAGGCAUCGUGCAUUUUAUAUGGUCAAUCUUAGUGAACCCAUUGCAUGGGAAAGCGUCGUCAAUGCUCCUGCGACUACAUUCGAAUCUUUGACGUCGACUGUGGACCGUCUAGUGGACAUCCAGCGCCUACCAGACUACUACAUUGUACGCCAGCGUGCUGAAUACAAGUCGGGGC